UGAGUGCCUAGCAUGCCCGUGGAUGUGUCGGGGGUUUUGGCCCAAGCCCAAGGCCGGGCCAGCAGUCUGCCUACCUGUCAAGUGGAGAGUGGUCCUUUGGAAUGGGUCUUAGACCCGGGACAUCUUUUGAUCAGCGAUCCCAAUGCUUUAGGCGAUACUCACUCCGUGGAACAAGGGAACCAGUUGGACGACAGGGCCCGAAAAAAUGCCCAGGUGUUGAUGAAUCGCGUGUUCAGUUUGCCCAUUGUGCGGGUCGAAGAAGUCACGUGUGUGGCUCUACCCGCCCCGGUCACGCCUUUACCGCGCGAAAAGCCCAUUCCCAAGCCCAAACCGUUGACCAAAUGGGAGAAGUUCGCCCAGGAGAAAGGUAUCGUGCAGAAGAAGAAGACGCCCAUGGUUUGGGACGACGUGGUCAAGGACUGGAUUCCCCGCUUUGGCUACAAGAAAGCCGUGGCCGAACAGACCAAGAAUUGGAUGAUGCCCUACAAGGGCAACGCGCCGGACGAUGAGGAUCCAUUCGAAAAGGCCAUUGAGAGCAAACGAGAACGCGUGGCCAAGAACGAGCUCCAAAGGCUGCGCAACGUGGCGCGCAACAAGAAGGUGAAAAUCCCCAAAGUGGGCGUCACCCCCAUGGUGGAGAAACAGACGGGCAAGAACCCCAAUGACCUGAAGAAGGCCGCGGAAUUGGCCAAGAAGUCUACGGCCUCUUUGGGCAAGUUCCAGCCCAAUUUGCCCGGUUCCCUCGAAAAGAACAUCAAGCCGUCCCAAGGCAAGAAACGCAAAUUCGACCCCUUGGUCAGUGCCACCGAGAAGGACAAGAACAUGAAGAUCCUACAACAGAUCACAUCCAAGGCUCCCAAGUUAGACCUGAAAAAGGCCGUUGGGCGGGAAAUGUUCCACCAAGAUCAAGAGCGCGAAACCUCGAAGAGACAAACGGCCGGGAAAAAAGGCAAAGGACGAUUUAACAAGAAGAGCGGCGAGCGCGCCAAAAAGGGCAAAGCCAGUGGCAGGGGCGGCAAGCGACGAUAAUUGGUGGCCAGCAUUUUCGCGGAUUGACAUUGGAGCAUUGGCGAUGAUUUGAAAUAAUGAAAAGAAUACAUGUUCAUUCAGAGA
This is a messenger RNA of Tigriopus californicus, 1113 nucleotides long. Its product is annotated as ribosome biogenesis regulatory protein homolog. NCBI's taxonomy places the organism in Eukaryota, Metazoa, Arthropoda, Copepoda, Harpacticoida, Harpacticidae. Gene Ontology annotation, cellular component: preribosome, large subunit precursor; nucleolus; nucleus. Gene Ontology annotation, molecular function: protein binding. Gene Ontology annotation, biological process: ribosomal large subunit biogenesis; endonucleolytic cleavage in ITS1 to separate SSU-rRNA from 5.8S rRNA and LSU-rRNA from tricistronic rRNA transcript (SSU-rRNA, 5.8S rRNA, LSU-rRNA); ribosome biogenesis. The record is from RefSeq and is a predicted model, not a curated record.